Rattus rattus (black rat) is the source of this 1013-nucleotide messenger RNA. RefSeq names its product gem nuclear organelle associated protein 7 (gene Gemin7). Gene Ontology annotation, cellular component: SMN-Sm protein complex. The transcript is spliced from 2 exons. Gene Ontology annotation, molecular function: RNA binding. NCBI's taxonomy places the organism in Eukaryota, Metazoa, Chordata, Mammalia, Rodentia, Muridae. The coding region runs from base 244 to 681 and encodes 145 amino acids. Gene Ontology annotation, biological process: spliceosomal snRNP assembly. The record is from RefSeq and is a predicted model, not a curated record.
GUUGGUAGACCUCAGUCCCGAUCGGGUGACCCAGGAGCGGCAGAUGAACAUGUGGGGAAAGUGGAGGCGCUGGCGGAACCCAGGCGCUCGGGACUCGAUGCCCACCCGGACGUCUGCGGCGGUUGCGCGGGCGGAACCUAGGCGGUCGGGGCUUGGCUCUUGCUGGGACCUGUGCGGCGGCAGCGCGGGCGUAAGAGCAGAGCUUGCAGGGACAGGCCUUGGUGAGUAUGCCGCGGUCGUGGGAUGUCCUCCGUGUCCGCCGCACCGGGAGGGGGCUGCGGAGCCUGGACCAUGCAGAGCCUACCAAUCAUUCCUGUGCCGGUGCCGGUGCUGCGCCUCCCUCGGGGCCCGGAUGGCUUCAGCCGAGGCUUUGCCCCUGAUGGACGCAGGACCAUCCUGAGGCCAGAAGUCGGAGAAGGUCGUAUUCAAGAUCCGCCAGAGUCACAGGAACAGCGGGCCCGAGCCGCUCUGCGGGAGCGCUACCUCCGAAGCCUCCUAGCCAUGGUGGGCCACCCUGUGAGUUUCACACUGCACGAAGGUGUACACGUGACUGCCCAGUUUGGUGCCACAGACCUGGAUGUAGCUAACUUCUACGUUUCCCAGCUGCAGACUCCCAUAGGUGUGCAGGCGGAGGCCCUGCUUCGAUGUAGUGACAUAAUUUCCUAUUCCUUCAAGCUGUGAAGACUGUCUGCUCUUUCUCUUGUGGGCAUUGCCGCAGUAGCCCAGGCCUCUGUUCUCAGCACCUUCCUGGACUUCGAAAGCAAGCGCCAACAAACUCUGGCUUUGGACUCAGAGGCACACCAAACCAGUGACCACCUGGGGCUGGCUGCUGAUAACCCUGGCUCUCAAGAGGCUGCGGUGGGAAGAUCAUAAAUUCAAGGGAGGACAGGCUGUGCCACAGUGGGAGACUGCAACCACAGACAUCCUAGAUCUUUCGUGUUGAAAGGAAUGUUCUGCCUCACACUAGUGAACUUUACAGAAAUAAAUUCCAAGGCUAGGCCUUGCAGGCUGAG